This is a messenger RNA of Malassezia pachydermatis, 831 nucleotides long. RefSeq lists its product as hypothetical. Bases 1 to 831 code for a protein of 276 amino acids. The record is from RefSeq and is a predicted model, not a curated record. The transcript is spliced from 4 exons. Lineage: Eukaryota; Fungi; Basidiomycota; Malasseziomycetes; Malasseziales; Malasseziaceae.
AUGUUCAUGACGUUGCACGAAGAGGCUUUGAUGCCGUUGGCGCCUCUGGUCUACCCAUUGUCCCUGAUCCAUCGCGUAUUGCAAGAGCCUGGUUCCCAACCCCUCCGUAUUAUCGACUUGGGUGCCGGCACAGGCAUCGCUACGCGUCUAUUGCUACAGGAGGCUCAUAAAUAUGGUGGAAUUCAGUCACUUCUCGCGGUUGAUCCGUCCCCGGGCAUGCUUUCUCAUCUCCGAACUACCUUAUGCGACGCUAAUGAUGGGUGGGUAGCUCGAUUAACACGGCAAGGUAUUGUACCGCCUAAACUUCGUGUGGAAAUCAAACAGGGGACGUUUGAUUGUUUCGAUGGCGGACAUGACAACGAUCUCGUGGUGAUUGCUCAGGCUUGGCACUGGUGUCCCGAUUUUGAUCGCGCACUAUCCCAGAUUGCGCAAUCCCUACGACCUGGUGGGAUUUUGGCCCUGAUAUGGAACCUGGAGGACAGGGACGCAGCAACAUGGGUGGCCCAACUCCGUGAUUUGUAUGAGCAAUUUGAAGAUAAUACACCUCAAUACCGACACAUGCGCUGGCAUGCCAUGUACGACGCCCCCAGCUUUGCACGCUACUUUGAAACGCUGGAGCCCAUCCAUAUACGAUACACCCUUCCCACGGAUAUGUCUGGCGUGAUCAAUCGCAUGUUAUCCAAGUCCUACAUCACCGUACUUGACAAAGACCGUCAGGCAGACUUGAGCGCGCAGGCGGAGGCGCUACUCACCAAGCCCGAGAUGGAUCGCACUAUGCUCGAUUCAGCCCAGCAAAUAUGGGCGUAUCCUUAUCGUACUGGUAUGUGGUAA